Molecule: messenger RNA, 273 nt
Organism: Nannizzia gypsea CBS 118893
Lineage: Eukaryota; Fungi; Ascomycota; Eurotiomycetes; Onygenales; Arthrodermataceae
Exons: 2
Coding region: 1-273 (90 amino acids)
Source: RefSeq, a predicted model, not a curated record
AUGGAGAAGAAGGCAUCUCAACCAGAGAAGGGGGAUAGGAGGCAAGAUAAAAAGGGACAGGAUGCCUCCGCCCUCGGGCUGAGACCGGUGAAAAAGACGCAUCUGAAGACGAGGCAGGAGAGGCCCAGCCACGAAGGGCCUGGGGAGAAGCGGGAAGGGGAAGCAGAUAACGUAGAGGACUGGGGGGAAUUAGAAAUGUCUGAUAUUGAUAUGCCCCUGAUUCGCUCGGAGGCGCAGAUAGAUAACACGGAAGGUUUAGGAGGAGCCUGCUAG